AGGUCCAAAGCUAAGCAAGUAUGAGCGACAAGGGGACAGUAUCGCCCAAAGAGGAGGCCACCGAGAAAAGGGGGCGUGGAAGACCCCGUAAGCAGCCGCAGGAACCCAGCGGGUCCCCUGCUCCAAAGAGGCCCAGAGGACGGCCAAAGGGAAGCAAAAACAAGACAACCUCCAAGGGCAAAAAGGCAGCAGCAGCCCCAUCUGCAGGAGGAAAGCGCAGGGGAAGACCUAAGAAGAAGGAGGAGAAGGAAGAAAAGGCAUCCCAAGAAUCAUCUGACGAAGAGGAGGAGGAAGAGGAAGAGCAGUAACUCACAACCCAUGCUACCUCACUCGACAUACUGACUUACUGUUAACCAGGGCUGGGCUGUUCCUCCAACACCAGUGCCACCGCAACCACCGUUGUUCACGACAGGGCC
Molecule: messenger RNA, 416 nt
Organism: Lampris incognitus (smalleye Pacific opah)
Lineage: Eukaryota; Metazoa; Chordata; Actinopteri; Lampriformes; Lampridae
Gene: hmga1a
Product: high mobility group AT-hook 1a
Exons: 4
Coding region: 21-308 (95 amino acids)
Biological process (GO): regulation of DNA-templated transcription
Cellular component (GO): nucleus; chromatin
Molecular function (GO): DNA binding; transcription coregulator activity
Source: RefSeq, a predicted model, not a curated record